Molecule: messenger RNA, 960 nt
Organism: Mesorhabditis belari
Lineage: Eukaryota; Metazoa; Nematoda; Chromadorea; Rhabditida; Rhabditidae
Source: the annotation of a GenBank genome assembly
AUGAAUGCGGACACGGCUCAUGUAUUCAACUUUCUCUUCUUUCAUGCGAAUGUGUCGGCUCGCCGGAAUCUGAUUUGUCGACCGGAUCCACUCGAUGAUCAAAUGCUUGGCAUAGGUGAAAUCCAACAUCUGAACGCAGCUUUGAUCGGCUAUUGCACUCGAUGCGUUUUCUCAACUUGGGCCACUUUCGAGCGCUUUCGGCAAAACAAUCACACAACGGACAAAGCUAAUCUUCUUUUAUGGUUAUCAAAUCGUUUACCCGUAAUGUGUCGCCUCCCACCUCGUUUCCGGGUAAAAUCCGUUCAAACCGAACACCAAUACGUUUUACCUCCCGUUCCCACUGAGAAAGAAGAACGAUUUCAGAAAUGCUUGGAGGAAGCUGGUGGACGAAGUUUCUUCGCUUUUCAUGGAAGUCCCGUGGAGAAUUGGUACAAGAUCCUGUCCGAAGGUCUGAUGGUCGCUAGUGGGACAGUGUAUCAACUUGUCGGAGCUGCGCAUGGAGCUGGCAUCUAUCUUGGCAAAAAUGCAAUGACAUCGCAAGGGUAUUCGCAGAAAAAUUAUCCACAUCCAAUGAUGCAAUUUAAUGUGACUCAACAGUACAAUAUGAUGAGCUCAUGCCAAGAUCAGCAACAUUUUGAGAAGAAUCGGCUUCUCGAUAAUGGCACUUUCUGUUUGGCGCUUGUUGAGGUGGUGGACAAUCAAUCGAAAUACAAAGAAAUGCCCUCGUGUUUCGUUGUGCAAGAUGCGGAUAUCAUUCAGAUUCGAGUUCUUUUCAUUCACGAUGCGGCCUCCAAUCCACUGCCCCAGCUGAACAUUUCCAAUUUUGCAGCAGGAAACCCGGACACGAUGCGAGUGAGACAAGCAAUGGACUUCUUCAUGAAUGGCGAUUAUCGAGAGAGGUUGGCGCAAGUGACCAAUCCGGAGAUCGAUCAUCGGCUUGAGCCUGGCACAAGCCAGCAA